Molecule: messenger RNA, 1644 nt
Organism: Angiostrongylus costaricensis
Lineage: Eukaryota; Metazoa; Nematoda; Chromadorea; Rhabditida; Metastrongylidae
Source: the annotation of a GenBank genome assembly
AUGUCUCGAAGGGCUAAUCACAAAGACUUCAGUGUUCCGUGCUCAGCAAGUUUUCACUCUUUGCUUUUUAUUUUCUCUUCAUACGUGUUCACAGUUGCUCUCAAUUCGGGUGUGAAACAUAAGAAGAUGUCGGAGUUGCAAUGCGAUCGUGACAAGGUUUUGAAGGAAGUGUUUGGACACAUCAAAUUUAAAAGUUCACUUCAAAAGAAAGCUGUCAACUGCAUUUUACUGACAUGUCUAGGAAAGUCUGAUGUGUAUGUUUCCUUACCAACGGGAGCAGGAAAGUCUCUGUGUUACCAGCUUCCAACCGUUGUUCACAAUGGAAUUGCCGUUGUCAUUUCUCCUUUGAUAGCGUUGAUCACUGACCAAAUUACUGCUUUGAGGGCAAAAGGUGUUCCGAGCGAAUCAUUGAAUUCCAAACUAUCUUCUGAAGAACGAUCGCGGAUCAUAGAGGACCUUCGUAAAAAGAUUCCGAUUGUGAAAUUGCUUUAUAUCACUCCUGAAGCAGCUGCUACGGAUAACAUGAAAAGAAUUCUGACUUCUCUACACAAACGAAAUCUAUUAAGCUACAUUGUUGUUGACGAAGCCCAUUGUGUUACUUACUGGGGUCACGACUUCCGCCCUGACUAUCUGAAAUUGAGUGCUUUAAGGGAAAUUUGUCCGGAUGUCCCAUGGGUUGCACUAACUGCUACCGCCAAUGCGAAAGCUCAAGAAGAUAUCGUUACACAGUUACGGCUGAAACGUGUGGAAAUAUUCAAAGCAUCCACGUUUCGUGGAAAUCUCUACUAUGACGUGCACAUGAAAGAUAAUCUCAACAUGACUGGGAUAAUCUACUGUCGAACUCGCGACGAAUGCGACCAGUUAGCACAGAUGUUAACGUUCGCAAAUAUUCGCUGCCUCUCGUAUCACGCUGGCUUAUCAAAUAAGAUGCGUGACGACGUCCAGAAUAAGUGGAUGAAAAAUGAGGUUCCUGUUAUUGCAGCCACUAUAGCAUUUGGUAUGGGUAUUGACAAGCCGGAUGUUAGAUUUGUUGUGCACUGGACAUGUCCUCCAAAUCUAGCUGCUUAUUAUCAAGAAUCCGGAAGAGCUGGGCGAGACGGUCAACGUAGUUAUUGUAGAAUUUAUUAUAGUCAGCCAGAUAAAGAAUUUCUUCAUUUUCUGGUCAGAAGAGAGCUAUCUCUAUUGAAGGCUAAGAAGAUAAGCGAAACUGCGCGGAAGCAACAAGCAGCAGCGAUGCAGUUUGGAUUGGAGAAGAUGGUCGACUAUGCAGAAAAAGCGCAAUGUCGUCAUAUCAGCUUUGCUAAAUAUUUCGGUGAGAACGAUCUUCCUCCUUGUCGAAAUCAUUGUGAUUUUUGCAAGGACCCAAACGCUACUAUGGCAAGAGCGUCUCAGUUCCAGGUAUCAUCUCAAAAUAAUCUUGUUUCAGUACUGAAAGUGCUCUUCAUUCCCUCACCUUUUUUAUCCAUAUUCAGCAGUCGUGCUCCAGUCGUUCAUCGCAUAAGUCAAGCGCUAGAGGAAAAUUGGCUGCUAUUCGAACGUCCGUGUGAAUGUGUUGAAGCAGCGUCGCUAUUGGAAUGGUCCAUAUACCGAAAUACGAAAUCCGUCACUACCUAUCAACACAAAACUGUUGCAAAGGUUGGUUAA